UCAACCCCUUUAUACCGACCCCACCUCUCAGGAUCCCGGAGUACCGCCCCGUAGGGGGAGGGGAGGAGGAGGAGAUUUCGAACGCGGUUUGAGUCGCCCGGGCACCCGUACUUGCGAACCGUGGAACCCUGGUCACAGGGAAAGAGGGAGGUGUUCGGGUUUGGAGGCUCCGGUGGGCCUCGCGGCCGGCCGGGUCCCAACUCGCCCCGCGUGGGGAAUACGAGCUCGAGCCGGACCCGGGGGCGACGCGCGGAGCGGCUGGUCCAGUCAUGGCAGACUACUGGAAGUCGCAACCAAAGAAAUUCUGUGAUUACUGCAAGUGUUGGAUAGCGGACAAUAGGCCUAGUGUUGAAUUUCACGAAAGAGGAAAGAAUCAUAAGGAAAAUGUGGCAAAGAGGAUCAGUGAGAUUAAACAGAAAAGCCUGGACAAGGCAAAGGAAGAAGAAAAGGCAUCAAAGGAGUUUGCCGCAAUGGAGGCAGCUGCCCUGAAAGCAUACCAAGAGGAUUUGAAAAGGCUUGGCUUAGAGUCAGAAAUUUCAGAGCCAAGCAUAUCACCAGUAACAAGCACUGUCCCACCCACCCCUGCAUCAAAUCAGCAGAAGGAAAAGAAGAAAAAGAAAAAAGACCCCUCAAAGGGCAGAUGGGUAGAAGGCAUAACCUCUGAGGGUUACCAUUACUAUUAUGAUCUUAUCACCGGAGCAUCCCAGUGGGAGAGACCAGAAGGAUUUCAAGGAAACUUAAAAAAGACAGCAGGGAAGACUGUUUGGGUAGAAGGAGUAAGUGAAGAUGGUUAUACCUACUAUUAUAAUAUAGAAACAGGAGAAUCCAGAUGGGAAAAACCUGAUGAUUUCAUUCCACACUCUGGCGAUCUGCUUUCUAGUAAGGUCAAUGAAAAGCCACUUGGUACCCUAGAAGAGUCUAAAUCAUCAGAUUCUCAUAGUGAUUCUGAUGGGGAAGAGGAAGCAGAAAAAGGAAAGGCCUCUACAGAAACACAAAAGCCAAAAAUAAAGUUUAAGGAAAAAAAUAAAAAUAGUGAUAAAGGAAUUGAACCAGAAACACAGAAAGAAAAAAAUAUCCAAGACCAAAAUUCAUCAGGUCCAAAUGAAGAAAAAUCCAAAGCUCAUAAAAAGUCAAACCCAUAUGGGGAAUGGCAAGAAAUUAAACAGCAAGUUGAGUCUCAUGAGGAGGUAGAUUUGGAACUUCCAAGCACUGAAAAUGAAUAUGUAUCAACUUCAGAACCUGAUACUGGUGGGCAACCCAAAGUGAUAUUUAAAGAAAAAACAGUCACUUCUCUUGGAGUCAUGGCAGAUGGAGUGGCCCCAGUCUUUAAAAAGAGAAGAAUUGAAAAUGGAAAAUCUAGAAAUUUAAGGCAACGAGGUGAUGAUCAAUAAUUUAAAAAGAGCUUUUUGUAUUUGCUUUUUGGACAGCAUGGAGACUGUACAUCUUGAAGUUCCUCUGUGUUUGUUUAAAUGCUAAAAAUUUAGAUUUAUUCUAAAUGUAUUUUAUGUGAAUCUAAAAUAAAUCUUUUUUCAUGUGAAACUUA
Leptonychotes weddellii (Weddell seal) is the source of this 1543-nucleotide messenger RNA. NCBI's taxonomy places the organism in Eukaryota, Metazoa, Chordata, Mammalia, Carnivora, Phocidae. The record is from RefSeq and is a predicted model, not a curated record.